UUGGUGGACGAUGAUACCACGAAGAAGGCCGAAGGCCCUUCCUUACACAUGAACUGGAACUCAGGCUGGAAAGAUAAUCUGGAUGGCAGUGAAGGGGUUAAUGAAUCUGCUGAUAGCCCUCUGUCUAAGCUCAACAUCAAGGUAGAACGGUAGAUGUGUUAGCUUGGCAUGCUCGUGGAGCUACGAUUUUGUGAAAACAGGCAAUGAUAGAUGUGUAUGGAGUCUGAUGAUACUUUAAAUGAGUAGAGUAUCGAAUCUUGGUAGGAACUUCCAUGAAGGCAUUCUGCUUAUGUCCUGUGUGCCUUUGCCAACUCCAGCUUCAGCAUAAGAUUGGUCCAUGGCCUUCUCUCGUUUUCACCACUGUCUUUGAUGCUGUAAUGAACCUCCUCUAAAGCAUUUAAAUCUGAUGAAGUAUCUAAAUACGAGUAGCACAUUAACUGCAAUGAAUGAAGAAACUUUCUUCUUGCUUUUCUGAUUAUACUUAUUCUGUACGGAAAGUGACUAGUAUUGUGUACCGCAAUUGCUAACAUGGGUUAGCAGCAAAUAUUUUAUAUCUUGAUGUUAAGAAGCUGUACACAUUCUUGUUUUUUAACUGGGUUCCUUUGUAAUGAAUUGAAUGGUUGUGAUAUGGUCCCGAGUAUAGGAUUGAGUCACAGGUCGAGAUCCGGACCCGUACUUGGUCAUGCAACACGUAAUGGGGAAAGGGAGGAGGAAAGACUUGUUCUAGACAGAGUCCCAAUUACUCAAUUUUCUUCCCUCUUCAUUGAUAAUAACACUCCUUUUAUAAGGAGUUAAUUACAUGGACUAUUCAAGGAGAAAAAGAAAAAGACAAUCCCUUAAGGAAACAAGGAAUCAAAUAAAUAAAUGCCCUUUAUUUAUUUCUACUUAUAACAGUAGCAAAUUUGGACAGUAGCAGAAUUUGGAUAGUAACCAAAUAGGCAGUAGCAGAUUUAUUCAGUAGCUAAUUAGGUAGUAACAAAAUUGUCAAAUUAGGUAGUAGCAGAUUUAUUCGAAACUAGUAAUUUGCUUCCGAUUAUAGUGACGUCCAACAAAGGCGUCCACAUCAUCACUCCCCUCCUCAAUGUUGAGCUUGUCCCCAAGCUCGAAGGUUGGGUAGACGGAGAGGAACUUCCCGGCCGGUUCCCAAGUAGCAUCUUCAAUGGAGGAACCUGCCCAAUGCACUAAGUACUCCCGUGUCCCUCUGUUAAGACGGCUGCACAGAAUUGUAUGGGGAACAUGUAAAGCUUGACCUUCACACAUCUAAGGUAAGGUUCCCGCAUUAUCUGGUGGAGAGCCCUUAUAUGGCUUUAGCAAUGAGACGUGAAAAACAUCAUGGAUGUGGCUAUCAGGCGGUAAAUGAAGUCUGUAAGCAACAUACCCAAUGCGUGCCGCCACAUGAAAUGAACCGAAAUAUUUGGGAAGCAACUUGUGAUAACGUUGGCGAGCCACCGAUAGUUGGCGAUACGGCUGUAGGCGCAACCAGACCCAGUCACCCACUGCAAAGCUCAAUUCACGGUGAGAGGAGUCAAAAGCCAAUUUGGUCCGCUGUUGGGAUUGCAGUAAACGUGCCCUCGCCACCUGAAGCACCUCAUCCGUCUCCAUCAAGGCACGAUCUACUACAGCAACACGAGUAGAGCCUCCAGAAUAAGAUAGGAGACGAAGGGGCUCUCAUCCAUACACUAGCUGAAAUGGUGACUAAAGCAGUAUGGAAAUAUGUGUUGUAGCAAUACUCAGCCCCAUGGAAGUCAUUCAAGCCAUUUCUACGGUUGAUUCCCAACAAGGCAGAGCAGAUACAUUUCAAUGAUACGAUUAACCACCUUCGUUUGUCCAUCAGUCUGUGGGUGGUAGGCUGAAGAAAAAGAUAUCUUGGUUCCACAAAGUCGGAACAAUUCCCGCCAAAAGGAGCUAAGGAAAACCUUGUCACGAUCAGAGACAAUAGAUUCAGACAUUCCGUGGAGGCGGAAUAUCUUAGUAAAGAAGAUCGUAGCCACUGAGAUCGCUGUAUACGGAUAGGCUAGGGGAAUGAAAUGAGCAUACUUGGAUAAACGGUCCACAAUUACAAACAAGACUGAUUUACCCUUUACCCUCGGAAGACCCUUGAUCCGGUGAAGAGAUUAGGGAGGAGGGCAGUAUGGACAUUUGGCAGGGGUAGGUUUUUGAGAUAAAGGCAGCACUGUUCACAGAAAAAAGGGAGGGGUUUUUUCUCGUGGUUGAGGAGGCCGCCGCCAGCGGAGAUGACGGGAGGUCUUCUUCCUCCCCAUCGGGCACUGUUCGCCGGGGCCAUCGCCGGCCGCCAUCGCCUAGCCUCUUCUCCUCUUCCUCGCGUUGCCGGCUUUCGUUUUCUCUCGCCUGUAGAGAUCUUCAACCGACGCUUCCCAUCACUGCUGUCGCCCCCGGCAGUUGUCACCGUCGCCACUGUCUUCGGCGUUCGACACCACUGCCUUCGGUAUCUAGCUUCGCCACUUCCGGCGUAUACCGUCGUCACGGCUUCCAGCGACAACAGAUGUCGCUGCCGACAUCUCCAGCAGCCGCCAUCACUGCUCCCAGCUGGCGCCGCCCUCCGGCGACCACCAUCGUCAUCCUCCGUCGCUCACUGCAGUCCACAGCAUCCACCGCUGCCUUCCCCCGCGGCCACAGCCGCCGCCGACAGCCGUUGCCUCCCCCUCACGCGUCUACUGCCGCUGUCUUUAGUAGAUAUUGUCACCUUCCAGGUAGCCGCAGCUUGGUACUAUUUGGGUAAUUCCGGCCAUCGCGCCGAGGUAUUUUACUCUUUGCAUCGUUAUCAUCAUGGUGGGUUAUUGGGUUUAUCCGGCCUGCGUGCCGUGUUCCGGCUUGCGAGCCACUGUUGUAUUUUGGCCUGCGAGCCGAGGUUGUAGUCGGAUAGUGCAUCAUCCGAGCCACUGGAGCCAACUACUCACCGA
Zingiber officinale is the source of this 2921-nucleotide messenger RNA. RefSeq names its product protein CURVATURE THYLAKOID 1D, chloroplastic-like. The record is from RefSeq and is a predicted model, not a curated record. The coding region runs from base 2235 to 2876 and encodes 213 amino acids. Lineage: Eukaryota; Viridiplantae; Streptophyta; Magnoliopsida; Zingiberales; Zingiberaceae. Gene Ontology annotation, cellular component: thylakoid; chloroplast thylakoid membrane. The transcript has 2 exons.